AUAUACUUAAAAAACAAAGUCAAACUAAAGGCUGAAUAGUGUGCUGGAAAAAAAAGUGUGCGAAAAAAGUGCAUAUCUACCAACUUACCAGUAAAAAAUUGCUGAAAAAGAAAAAAGCCCAAGAUAUAAAAAAAGAGCUACAUACUUACCUAGUUAAAAAAAAACGGUACGUGCUGAAAUAAAAAAUAAAGGUCCACAAUAAAAAAAAGGGAAAAGGCGAACUAAAACGGUCUUAGCGGCAGUGAAGACCCCAGCACCAACAACGAAAGCAGAUAGCAACAACGGCAGCGACAGGAUACUGGCCAUUUCAGGCGGUACAGUCCCGACAAAAAAAACAGGUGGUACCCAGGAAGCAAAUGGACAGACGUGUAAUGGAAGUCAACCAAUGCCGCUUGUGCUGCCGCUACCACCCGCUUAGGUUUUGUCACGCAUUCCGAGCUAUGACGCCCGAUGAGCGGUAUGAAUCCGCGCGAAUACAUAAAUAUUGUAUCAAUUGUUUGGCCACCUCGCAUACCACAGGCGCAUGUAGCUCAGCUGAUAGCUGCCACCGGUGUGGGAUGGCACACCACACCAUGCUGCAUCGUCCAACGGCAUCGCCACCGGAACGCCAGCGCCACGCCAAGUCACGCACGCAAGUCCCCCGCGGACUACCCACACUCGCCAGCCGUGUGGUCAAAACACCAGCGAGUCGGGCCCCAGGCGGCCGCAACAAGGUUCAACGGCGCAUUCGGGACUUAUUGGACCGGGCCAGGGUGACUCUCGAGAAGUUACAGGAAUUGCUGCAUGUUGCACCGGUGCAGGUAGGCCGGCAUGUCGAGGACAUGAGCGCCAAUUUGAUCGAGUUUGAUUAGUCUUAAUAUUUUUGU
This is a messenger RNA of Rhagoletis pomonella (apple maggot), 866 nucleotides long. RefSeq lists its product as uncharacterized. NCBI's taxonomy places the organism in Eukaryota, Metazoa, Arthropoda, Insecta, Diptera, Tephritidae. The record is from RefSeq and is a predicted model, not a curated record. The transcript has 2 exons. The coding region runs from base 357 to 851 and encodes 164 amino acids.